Molecule: messenger RNA, 615 nt
Organism: Thlaspi arvense
Lineage: Eukaryota; Viridiplantae; Streptophyta; Magnoliopsida; Brassicales; Brassicaceae
Source: the annotation of a GenBank genome assembly
GGCACGGAGAAUCUUCUAGGCAUAUAUUUUAACACGUUAGAAAUCAACGAGCCGUUGGUUAUAGAUGAAAAUUCAUUUAGAGGAAUGCUCAAUCUCAAAUUUCUAAAAUUUUGCAAAGAGUGGUGGUCAAGGAAGACUGGUGAAGGCAGAUUGUAUUUAUCGGGAGACUUUGUUCGUUUUCCUCGUGAACUCAGAUUGCUACAUUGGGACGAAUAUCCAUCCAAAUGUAUGCCUUGUAACUUUAGGGGGGAGUAUCUGGUUGAACUCAACAUGAUAGGUAGUAAGCUUGAGAAGCUGUGGGAAGGAGCUCAGGUGCUCUCACCACCACCAAGUAGCUUCCACGGUGUUGAUGGAGCAUCACUUUCGCUUUCCCUCUCUUCUUUUAAUACCUGCCUCGGGGGAGAACCUUUGUAUUGUGAUCCCAUGAUAAUCCAACAACAAGACACAUGGACACCCAGCGAGACAGCUUCUUUGUAUUUUGAUCCCAUGAUAGUGGAACAACAAGACACAGAGACAGCCAGCGAGGGUCCUUCAUUGUCUCUACAGCUUGUAAACUAUUUCAGCUACACAUUGUUUGUUUACACAGAGAGUGCGAGAGUAAAAAAGGCUAAGUAA